UUUUUACUGUUACUAAAAUAAUUAUACAGUAUAUGCUUGAUGUUUAUGUGUUUAUAUUGAAUUGCAGAGGUUUAAUAGUACAAUGAGGGCAGUCCAAGGAGCUCUAAUUGUGGCGUCAAGUCUGCAAAUAAUCCUCGGAUAUAGCCAAUUAUGGGCUAUUUGUUCAAGGUUUUUUAGCCCAUUGGGAAUGGUUCCAGUUAUAUCACUGGUGGGUUUUGGUCUGCUUGAUAGGGGAUUUCCUGUGGUGGGACGAUGCGUUGAAAUUGGCAUUCCCAUGCUUAUUUUGUUUGUUGUCUUCUCUCAGUAUCUGAAGCAUUUUCAGGUAAGGAAGCUGCCAAUGCUGGAGCGCUUUGCUCUUGUUCUAUCAGUUACUGUUAUAUGGGCAUAUGCACACCUGUUGACCGCUAGUGGUGCUUACAAACACCGCCCUGCUAAAACUCAAAUGAACUGCCGAACUGAUAAGGCUAACCUCAUCUCUACUGCACCAUGGAUAAAGAUCCCAUAUCCUUUACAAUGGGGUGCACCUUCUUUUGAUCCCGGUCAUGCAUUUGGAAUGAUGGCUGCUGUACUAGUCUCGCUCAUUGAGUCAACUGGAGCUUUUAAAGCAGCAGCUCGUCUAGCAAGUGCCACUCCCCCACCAGCUCAUGUUCUGAGCCGCGGUAUAGGCUGGCAGGGUAUUGGGAUCUUACUCAGUGGACUCUUUGGAACAUUAAGUGGUUCUGCUGUCUCUAUAGAAAAUGUAGGCCUGAUUGGAAGCACUCAUGUAGGAAGUCGUAGAGUUAUACAGAUUUCUGCUGGCUUCAUGAUCUUUUUCUCAAUCUUAGGAAAAUUUGGGGCUCUUUUUGCUUCAAUACCUUUCACUAUAUUUGCUGCAAUGUACUGUGUUUUCUUUGGCCUUGUUGGUUCUGUCGGGCUAUCAUUCUUGCAGUUCACAAAUAUGAACUCUAUGAGAAAUCUCUUCAUUGUAGGUGUAUCUAUGUUUCUUGGUCUGUCUAUUCCUAAUUAUUUUAGAGAAUACUCGGCCAGCGCUCUACAUGGACCUUCUCACACCAGGGCUGGAUGGUUCAAUGAUUUCCUCAAUACUAUCUUCUCCUCUUCACCGGCAGUGGCGCUGAUUAUCUCAGUUCUCCUAGACAACACCCUUGAAUACAAGGAUAGUGCUAAAGACAGAGGAAUGCCAUGGUGGGUCAAAUUCAGGACAUUCAAAGGAGACAGUCGAAACGAGGAGUUCUACACCCUUCCCUUUAACCUCAACCGUUUUUUUCCCUCCAUCUUAAGCGUGGUUGAGCCUUAAAGAGAGGGGACAGAGUAGUUUUAAAACCCUUAAACCAGUUUUCCUCUCCAUCAUGAACCCCUUAGAAGUAGUUUAGUACCAUUGAUAGCAUUGUGAUUAUCAUCACAAUGAUGAUGAUGGAGAAAUGUUAUUAUCAGAGUAAAUCAAGUUUUGCUCUUU
Messenger RNA from Chenopodium quinoa (quinoa), 1453 nucleotides. RefSeq names its product nucleobase-ascorbate transporter 2-like. Gene Ontology annotation, molecular function: transmembrane transporter activity. Gene Ontology annotation, biological process: transmembrane transport. Bases 83 to 1294 code for a protein of 403 amino acids. The record is from RefSeq and is a predicted model, not a curated record. Gene Ontology annotation, cellular component: membrane. The transcript has 11 exons. NCBI's taxonomy places the organism in Eukaryota, Viridiplantae, Streptophyta, Magnoliopsida, Caryophyllales, Amaranthaceae.